This is a messenger RNA of Pomacea canaliculata, 2191 nucleotides long. Its product is annotated as solute carrier family 25 member 51-like. The transcript has 2 exons. The record is from RefSeq and is a predicted model, not a curated record. NCBI's taxonomy places the organism in Eukaryota, Metazoa, Mollusca, Gastropoda, Architaenioglossa, Ampullariidae. The coding region runs from base 469 to 1368 and encodes 299 amino acids.
CCUUGGCGAGUCUAGAGAUUGCCUCCCUUGAGAAACGAAAAAACUAGGAAAAAACAUCGAAACGCCGGACAAAAUGUCAACUUCGUGAAUUGCUGUGAAACUAAGGGGUCGACAGUAAUACUUAUGUGUGUCAUUACUGGAAUCCUUGGAACUUCAAACAACAUUGUCAUCGUUGCAGCUGAUAAUAUAGGUUGGGAUAAAUAAUUAAAAUUUUAAAGAAGGAUAAAAAUAUAAUUCAUGGAAAACUGCAGUGAUUCAGAUAUUCCAAAAGGAACAAAAAUCAAUAUAUCUUAAUUUUGCAAGAAAGCUUAAAUGCAUAUGAAACUAUGAUGAUGCAACAAGACACUUUGUGGUGUAGAAGGAUUGCUUCAAAUGUAAUAAUCUCGACUAAAAAUUAUUCAUGACAGACAGAAAGCAGUUAAUGAGUAAUGUCAUUAAAAUAGUUGUUAUGCUUAUGAUCCAAGCACUAUGGCAGAACCAGUGAUGGAUCACAGUGACUAUAAAAAUGACAGCAGAGCAUAUGAUAACAUGACAAAUGGCCAGUUCUUAUGUGGAUGGGGUUCAGCUUGCAUCAACUUGACAAUUACGUUCCCCCUGCACAAAACCAUUUUCCGUCAACAAUUGCAGGGCAUAUCAGGGCUUCACGCAGUACGUCAGUUGCGAAAUGAAGGAUUGCAUAAUCUAUACCGUGGAUUCAUGCCACCCCUUAUUCAGAAAACUACUACACUUUCAAUCAUGUUUGGAUCAUAUCACAAAUUCCGCGUGUAUUUUGACUCCUCAUAUAAAUCUCUGCCGAAACAAGUGACUCAUGCUACUGCUGCCAUGAUAGCGGGAACGCUUGAAUCUGUACUGACACCCUUUGAACGAAUACAGAUGUUACUGCAACAUCGCAUGUAUCAGCAUCAUUUUCAGAACACGCUGCAUGCAGGAAAAGAACUAUGGUCUUAUGGUGUGAUGGAGUACUAUCGAGGUCUUGUUCCAAUUUUAUUAAGAAAUGGGCCAAGUAAUGUAUGUUUCUUCCUUGGCCGUGAGUUUUUAAAUGAGUGCAUGCCCCAGAUUGCUGACAAUCCAACUCGGCUUGUCAAAGAUUUUUUCCUUGGGGCAUGUCUUGGGGCAGCCAUCAGCACUCUGUUCUUUCCAUUAAAUGUUGUGAAAACACAUAUGCAAGCACGCUUGGGAGGACCAUUUGUAGGAGUCUGGCAGUCAUUCCUGGUGGUGUGGAGAGAACGAAAUGGGAGCAUUCGAAAUUUAUACCGUGGUUAUCAUCUGAAUUACAUGCGCUCUUUCAUUUCUUGGGGCAUUAUUAAUGCAUCAUAUGAAUUUCUAUUACAGAUGUAUCAGAAUCUCCAUUAUAGAAGUAGCAGAUGAUUAAUCCAUGUAGUCUUUUUUGAAGAUUACAUUGUUGUCAUGAAUGAAUAGCUGUCUAAUAGCAGGAUGACAAAUAUAUUCUGGCUUUGGUUUUUGUGUUUUAUUAUUUGUUCUAUUACUUUUUCUAAAAUAGAAAGCAUUUUUCAGACUGUGGGCAGAAAUUGUUAUUAUCUUCCAUAUGCAGCAAAUCUUGGUAAUUUGUACUUUUUUCUAUGCUCAGAUGUCGUUAUACUUUCUAAGUCUUAACUCUUUUACAUGAGCAUGAUCAAGAUGUAUGAAAAUUAAAAUUAGUGCAUGCAGAAAUACACAGAUACACACCCUUUAAAAAAAAAAUUAUAUCACUAUGUGGUAACAGAACAUUUUUUUAAACUUGUUUUAUUCCCUUAUGAUCAUGGUUCAACAUUUGCUAUGGCAUACAAUGCUUAAAAAGUGUUUUUGAAACAAUUAAAAAUAGAAUUUAUGUCCAAGGGGUAAGAGACUCAUUUGUCUUCAAAACUGUAGAUUUAGUGAUUUAACAAUGUAGUUUUAUAAAAUGCAUUUUUGUGUUUAAAAUCAUAAUGUGAAUAGAAAAUGAUUAUGCAUACAGUUAUACGCAUGGUUGUUAGACAUUAUUUUGUGCACAUGCAUGAUGUGUUUAUUAAAGAUCUACUCUCAAGAUUAGGUUUUUCAGUGCACAGUUAUAAUAAUAUACAUUUCAGAUGUAUGCUCCUGAUAAACAUGCUGCUGAGUAUUAUGACAGUUGUCAAGGUGGUUUAUGCAUGUAUACAUGCCAAAUAAGAUAAAUGAAGACAUCCUCUAAAUAAAAAGAUAUAAAUGAACUGUU